GAGGGGAGUGAGAGACCCCGUCGUGUUUUGACCCCCUAAACAACUCCCAGUCUCCGUCUCUCUCUCUCUCUGGUUUAAAGCUCCAUCGCUGAUUGUGGAGAGACGCAUUUGUGCCCGACGCGUCGCUUCAUGGACAGCGGAUAGGACGCGACAUCAUCCCGGACGCACCGCUAACAUUGGAUACUCGGCCCGGUCCACGCUCCUGCUGCUACACUCUUACUAAGUUGUGGAGAGUGUCUCAUCAGCCGGUGCGGUGUGUGUUGUCUUCCGUAAGUGAGAGUGUGAACUCGGCUUCCGUAUCGCAUGGAGAAGAGGUAUGAGCAGUUGGUGCAGUACCCAGGCUCUGACAUCAUGCCUGUGGGAGGUUACGGGGAUGUCAUGAGGUCACUUCCUCCGCCACACUAUGGCCACACUGUGCCUGACUCGCUCAAACACCACAGGGAUCUGAUCUACGGUCAUCCUCUGUUUCCACUCCUGGCUCUGGUGUUUGAGAAAUGUGAACUUGCCACCUGCUCACCACGAGACUCCACCUCCAUGUCAAACCUUUCCCACCUUACCAGCAUGACCAAUCACAGCGAUGUCUGCUCCUCUGAAUCAUUCAACGAUGACAUCGCAGUCUUCGCCAAACAAAUUCGAUCUGAGAAACCCAUCUUUUCAUCAAAUCCAGAACUGGAUAAUCUGAUGAUCCAAGCCAUUCAAGUACUACGGUUUCAUCUAUUAGAGCUAGAAAAGGUUCAUGACCUCUGUGAUAAUUUCUGUCACCGCUACAUCACGUGCCUGAAGGGCAAGAUGCCCACUGAUUUAGUGCUGGACGACAAAGAGGGCGGAUCCAAAUUGAACAUGGAGGAUUUCACUGGUUCUUGCACAAAUCUGUCAGAACAAAAUUCGUCUUGGUUGCGAGAUCCGGAUGACUGUGUGUCGACCCCAUCAGGCACCCCCAGUGCAUCCUGCGGUCUCACGUCACACAGCACAGAGAACUGCAGCGAUGCAGGUGAUGGAUUGGACGGAAGUGUGGCAUCUCCCAGCACAGGAGAAGAUGACGAAAUGGAUAGAGAUAGACGAAACAACAAGAAAAGAGGGAUUUUUCCCAAAGUUGCAACAAACAUUAUGAGAGCUUGGCUCUUCCAGCACCUAUCGCAUCCAUACCCCUCUGAAGAACAGAAAAAACAGCUUUCCCAAGACACAGGUCUCACCAUACUGCAGGUCAACAACUGGUUUAUAAACGCCAGACGCAGAAUAGUUCAGCCAAUGAUCGACCAAACAAAUCACUCAGGCCAGGGUGCUCCGUACAGUCCAGAAGGGGCGGCUCUUGGAGGUUAUGGCUUAGAUGCUCAGUCUCAUUUAGGUCUUAGGACAUCAGGUCUUCAGGGAAUGCUGUCUCUGCCCACAGAUUACCCCGGAGCCCUUCUGGCUCAGCCAGGGUAUUCCCACCCAGGGCCGUCCCUGCACCCUUACCCUGGCCCCCACACUACCAUGCUGCUCCACCCGCCACCCCAUGCCCACCCUGCUGAACCCCUCAUAGCACAAGGCCUCGACAUACAUGCCCACUGAGACCAGAGCAGGGCAGAGAAGGUGCUGAAAGAGGGCCAAAGCAGUAUACUACAAAUUGACUUUGCAGUACCUGCAGAGCCUGUCACCAUCAGCAAACUUUCAGGGUGCCAGCCCGGUGGACACAAUGACUCUGAGAAUGUCUUAAAUGCAAUGACGUGUAUGAAAAUGUCCUUUUUAUGCACUCAGUUCUGUGCAACGUGACUGUAUGCAAAGCCUGAAAGACUUGUUACAUUCCUUAGCCAUUUAUCGGCAUUUAUUGCUACUUAACACUUCCUCACAAUGAUUUAAAUGGAUGAAUCUCAAGAAGAAAUUGUCCAGGUCAUUUUUCAGUCCAAAAUCAACAGAAAAAUAUGAGAAAUUAUAUUUUGCAACAAAAUGAAGGCUAUUUUUGGGACCUGUAUGAAUUUUUGCAUUGUGUUAUACUGUAAUGAAAACAAUGUUUGGUACUUUUUCUUCACAAUUCACAAAUUUUUUUUUCUUUGCAUUAGAGUUUGAAAUGGGCUUAAUGUCACAGUGGUCUUAAAGAAGGCUUCAUUUUCUUCAUGCAAAAUAUAAUUUCUUAUUUUUUUCACCAUAUCUUGUCAGUUUUAGUGAGAUUCUCCCAGAUGCACUGUACUGAAGACAUUGAUCUUCUAGUCUUAGCUGCAACAUUGCAGGGCUCAACUGAAUAUAUACAAGUGUUCCUAUGGCCUUAGGGGUGAGCAGACAUCUCCCCGACUCUAACGUUAAGGCCUUCAUCAUAGCCUUUCUUGCCUUGACUCAGAAAACCCUCCUGAGGAGCAUAAACUGAAGACAGCGUAUACCUCCUUGGUCAGGACUCUCUCAGGAAGUCCUGAAAAGUCUUCUGAGAUGAAAGAUUACACCAAAUCCUCAUAACUUAACUGGGUGAAUAUCAGGAAACCAUUCAAGAACAUGUCCGGGUCAUAUUUCACCCCAAAAUUAUUGUGACGUUAUUUUAACGCCAAUUAAGUAAAUUUUUCCUUCAGAUUCUCUUUACAGUAGUGCAAAAAAUAUUAUUCUACUGUGACAUUUAAAUGGAAAAGUAUUCAUUUUUCAUGGGGGUAUUUGUUGUUCUGCCUUUGAUUUGUACUAAUUUAAGUAAUAAAACAAAUAAUAUAAAACAAAAUUAUAUAUAAAAUGUAGACACAUUAUGUAAUGAGAAUUUAGGGAGGCUUAAUGGUUAUUAAAAAUAAUGUCACAAUGCAGAAAAUCUUAAAUGAUCUCACAAAUAGGCUACAUUUUCUGUACACAAAUGUAACAGUUUUUCUUUAGGUUUUGAGGCGAAAUGUGACCCAGACAUGUUUUCAUGAGAUUCACUGCAAAACUUUUGAACAUGGUCAAUAACAUUUUGAAAGUUGAUUUGUGGCAUACUGUAGAGCGUCUUUACCAGACGUCUUUGUCUUCUAACUGAGGGUAAUGCAAGUUUCAUUCAGUUCUUCUGAUCAUAAAUCAGUCUCACUCAGCGUUACGCAUUAUUUAAUUUAAAUUUUAUGUUAAAUCUAUUUUUGUAUUUAUCUGUGUCAGAGACUCGGUUACUCCAAAAUAUUAAAGUUAAA
Messenger RNA from Xyrauchen texanus (razorback sucker), 3107 nucleotides. It is a transcript of the gene meis3, whose product is annotated as myeloid ecotropic viral integration site 3. Gene Ontology annotation, biological process: embryonic pattern specification; animal organ morphogenesis; brain development. The coding region runs from base 304 to 1551 and encodes 415 amino acids. The transcript is spliced from 13 exons. Gene Ontology annotation, molecular function: DNA-binding transcription activator activity, RNA polymerase II-specific; RNA polymerase II cis-regulatory region sequence-specific DNA binding. NCBI's taxonomy places the organism in Eukaryota, Metazoa, Chordata, Actinopteri, Cypriniformes, Catostomidae. The record is from RefSeq and is a predicted model, not a curated record.